This is a messenger RNA of Morone saxatilis (striped sea-bass), 417 nucleotides long. RefSeq lists its product as uncharacterized. The record is from RefSeq and is a predicted model, not a curated record. NCBI's taxonomy places the organism in Eukaryota, Metazoa, Chordata, Actinopteri, Moronidae.
AACAGAGUACUUCUCUCGCUGUGAAGUAAGACGCUGUGUCAGACGGGUUCCUGUACUGGAUCACGGAUCUGCUUCGGAUGGUGUUCCUGGUGUUCCUGGUGUGCGCCGAGGCCGGGAACCCGAUGGAGGUCCGGGUGGAACUGGGUCACAAUGCCACACUGAACUGCUCACUGAAACAGUCAAGCAUCUACUGGUACAUGGAGGUACACAGUCAGUGCAGAGCCCUCAUCACACGUACUUUUAGUAAUAAAACUAAUAACAGUUACUUUGUUUAUACUACUUUUAUAAGCAAAUAUAUCGCGGUGGGAAACAGUCUUACGAUUGUGAACGUCACAGCAGAGGACUGCCGGCUGUAUUUCUGUGCCAGAAAACAAAAUGACAGCUUUAUAUUUGAAGAUACUUUCCACCUCGUCUCAG